This is a messenger RNA of Quercus robur (English oak), 2254 nucleotides long. Its product is annotated as mediator of RNA polymerase II transcription subunit 25-like. The coding region runs from base 1 to 2022 and encodes 673 amino acids. Lineage: Eukaryota; Viridiplantae; Streptophyta; Magnoliopsida; Fagales; Fagaceae. Gene Ontology annotation, cellular component: mediator complex; transcription regulator complex. The record is from RefSeq and is a predicted model, not a curated record. The transcript has 12 exons. Gene Ontology annotation, biological process: positive regulation of transcription by RNA polymerase II.
AUGGAGAAACUUAUAGAAUGGCUGUUAGCUUUUGACUUUGAAGGUUGUGGUCAAGACAAUGCUGCCAUUGCGGAAGGGCUUGCUGAUGCACUUGUGAUGAUUCCAAAGCCUGCAAAUGGAAUAGAAGCUGCACAAUAUUUUCUUGGAGAGAGGCAUUGCAUUCUUGUUGCUGCUAGUAACCCCUAUCCCAUUCCUUCUCAACUAGAGCUGCCAAAGAUCAGUGAUGGGUUUUGUGGUGUAGAAACAUACUUGAGCAUGACUGAUGCUAAGACAGUUGCUGAAAUGUUCGUUCAGUGCUUCGUGUCUCUAUCAGUAAUAUCCCCAAAGAAGUUUCCAAAACUUAGAGAAAUAUACAAUGCGGGAAAUGACAGCCACAAUGGAACAGAUCCUUCGUUAUAUAAUGCUAAACAUCCUCAGUUUCUUGUUCUAUUGUCGGAGAAAUUCUUGGAGGCUCAUGCUGCACUUUAUCAUUGUGAAACGAUGAGUACAUCAUCAAUUAAUAGUGCAGUUGCAGUGAGAACCAAUUCAGUACCCAUGAAUUCAAACUUUCGACUUGCCCGUUCAGGUUAUGAAUUUACAAUUCCAGAUAAAAACGUAACUAUCAUCCUGAACCUAUUUGUAGGACUCCCCCAGGACCAGAAUAAUAGUCCUGCAGGAAACAUUCCAACUGAAACAUCAACAGUGCCUGCUGUUUCACAAGACUGGUGUGUUCCACCACAUGAUUUUUCCACUAGCAUCCCAAUAAGUGGCCAAACUUCGUCCCUCUCCUAUAGCUUUAAAGAGGAGAUCACAGAGGAGGAAAUAAUGGGGGCACUCGGCCCUGAAAAAUUCACUUUGUCACAAAACACAAGUACUACAAAUCCAACAUCUGUUUGUGGCGGUACUCCACCCGAAAUUAUGACAUCUGCAGCUGAUGCUGGAGAAAAUUCCGGAGGUCAUUCCAUAAUGUCUACUGUCAAAGAGAAUCCUCAUGAUGACACAUCAGUAUUUGACUGGAGAUCAUUAUUGAGAGCCACACAAUGUACGGAAAGCACAAGUAAACAUUUGUGUUCAAUUACUAGUGCUUCUGGAAACUUGAAUAAUUCCAAGCCUGCUGAACUUGGAAGUAUGAGUACUAAAGAAAAAGGUCCCUCUAAAAGCAAUGAACCAAAGGGAGUUAUAUCACAGGCAUUAGCAGGGACUUCAGAAAGUUUGCAAAGCACAGCUGAUAGUUCAUUUAUGUCUUCUUCUUUUAUAUCUGGAAUUUCACAGCCUGAAAUUCUUCGAACCACAUAUGCUGGGAUACACAGCCCUCAUUUUUCCAUGUUGUCACCAAUGGCUAAAUCAGAGGCAUUGUCAGGGACUUUACAAACAACACAAACUUCGGCCAGUUCAUUUACUUCCAAUACUUCUAAGCUAUCUGGGAACUUGAGGACUAUGCAGCCUUUAGCAAGCCUUCGAAGAACCAUAGGCAAUAAUCGUUUGCAGUCUAAAAAAAGACAAAGAGGUCAAUUAGGUGUAUCAUCCCACAGAGGAAGAUCAGUUUCUAUUGUAGAAAGGUCUCAACAUAUAAGUGGGGGAACAGAAAUUUCCGCUGCCAUUGAUCUGGAACACAACUAUGUGAUGGCAUGGGAGGGAGACAUAUCUGCAAAGAAGAAAGACAAAGUUAUUAUUGUUAGUAGACUAAAGGCAUACCAAAAGAAGUCAGCACCAGAGACGCUUACUGCUGAUUGGCCACAGACACUGCAGAUUGUUCGUGAAAUCCCCCAACGGUUGAUCAAUAAAACACCAUAUGAUGGCCAUGCGGAUUACAUGAUCUUUGAAGCAUCCAAUGAUCACCGAGUAUAUGAACAAUUUAGAAAAAAGGAGCUUUGUGUAAGAAUCGACCUGCCUUCUCAGACAUUGAUCUUUACUCCAACUGGUGCACCAUGCCGUUUCAUUGGAACACUUUUUCCUGGGGAUUGCCCUCUAUACAAGUCAUGUGAACAAGAACAAAAUGAUCAAGCUACAGCAGAUGAAAGCGCAACGAAUGAAACUGAUUGAGCUUUAGCUACAAGGGGACUCAAUUCCAAUUAUUCAUUGCAGCCUAAUAAAGUCCUUUACAAACUCUUUUUAAACUUUAAAUUCUGUGGCGAGCAGAUAAAAGUUGACGUUAUAUGGAGUCGUUUCCAUGAAUUUUUUUUUUUUUUUUUUUUUUUUUAAUAAGACAUUUUGAUGAAUUGUUUUCAGGUCACUUUUGACAAAAAUUAAAAUAAAGAAAGACAGAUUAUAUAUA